Molecule: messenger RNA, 1468 nt
Organism: Hypoxylon trugodes
Lineage: Eukaryota; Fungi; Ascomycota; Sordariomycetes; Xylariales; Hypoxylaceae
Exons: 5
Coding region: 292-1305 (337 amino acids)
Source: RefSeq, a predicted model, not a curated record
GAACCGUGCCUUCAUCUACCAUCUCUUCUUAAGGCAUUGGUAGUGUCACGAUAUCCUCAUAGGUACUUUGUUGCGAGACUUGCUUUUGCAACUGGUCCACCCUUCGGAGAAACCUCCCGUCCCGAUUGUGUAGAAGUAGCUGUUUGGCUUGUCAUGGCAAUACUCGGGAGCAACACUAUUCGUUGCCUGUGACCUUGAUGCAGUAAAAUCUUCUGCUUUGGAAUUCUUUUGGCCGGUGUUCAAACAUUCGUUUGUUAGACCUUGAUCCUCAAACUUCGAACAUCUAAAACCAUGGUUUUCACCGAUCGGCUUACGGCUCUUAUGGGCCUAAUAGCCCUUUUCAAUCAUAUUGACCUCGUUCAGUCUCUCGAUAUGGCUUAUUGUGCAAGUAUCAAUACGGCUUCGACGAGUGGCAACUCAAGUAUAUAUCAGUCCGAUGGACUCUGCCACGAUUUUUGCUCUGCCAACUUCGCCUUCUCUGUCCUCAAGGAUAAUGAAUGUUGGUGUACCGAUUACACACCCGAUAAGUCGGCUCAGGUAGACACUAGCAAGUGUAGUGAAGAGUGCCCUGGUUACACGUCCGAUACCUGCGGAGGUGAUGGAUUAUGGGGAUAUAUAGCCCUGGAUAGAGAGCCUUCGGGCACAAAGGGCAGCGGUAGCAGCAGUUCUACCGAAACAUCGAGUCCAACUGUACAUAACACGGUUACUGUUACUCCAAGUCAAACCGUUUCUUCCUCUUCGACUACGGCUGUUCCUGAUAAUACGGACUCGUCAACGGCCACUCCGACCGUAUCCGUUCAUACAGUCACAGCCGGGGGGACUGUCAGCCUCCAAACCGUUACUGUGGUCCCUACGGCCGGCUCAGGUGAAUCUUCGGGCGCUAAUGCCGGAGUAUCGUCCAGUCAACACGGACUUUCAACCGGUGCGGCAGUUGGUGUUGCGAUCGGGGUAUUCGCUGCCGUAGCGGUGGCUCUGGGUGCUGGUCUCUUCUUCUGGCUUCGUCGCAGGAGGCAAGGGCAAGGAGAUGCUAUCGCUGACUCGCCGGGAAGCCAUCGGGGAAGCUCGGCGGGUAUGAUGAGCACCCCCACAACAGCAAUGGCCUCGGUAUGGGACGGCGACAAUACGUCGACAGGUCGAAGAAACAGUCGAUUCAUGCCUCAUGAUCCCCGUAUGGAUCCGUAUGCGGCUAACAUCUACAGCCGUUUCGAGAACAAGAGCCACGAGAGUAUCAACACUCUACAAGAUAACCACGAUUAUUCGCGAAAAGUACUUCGAACCACGAACCCAGACCCACCCGAUGCUUAAUGAGAAUGGAUAUGUUCAUAUCUCUGAAUUGUCGCGGACCGUUUUGGAGACGGUUAAUGACGUACACGAGUUUUUCUUUUAGGUCGGGUUUAUUGUUGGUUCAUCAUUGCAUUGCAUUUUCGAGAUACCAGGCUGGCGUUUUCAGGAGAACAAGAAUCCAGGA